Messenger RNA from Pterocles gutturalis (yellow-throated sandgrouse), 2355 nucleotides. RefSeq names its product HHIP-like 2 (gene HHIPL2). Bases 31 to 2355 code for a protein of 774 amino acids. NCBI's taxonomy places the organism in Eukaryota, Metazoa, Chordata, Aves, Pterocliformes, Pteroclidae. The transcript is spliced from 9 exons. The record is from RefSeq and is a predicted model, not a curated record.
CUGUGGCUGGCAAUUAAUAAAGCAGAGAGGAUGAAUGAACCGUACUACGAAGUAGUCCAGGAUUUCUAUACAUCUGACCUCAAGAAACCUACACUGAAGGAAGUGAAUGUUUGGCCAUGCACUGGAAAGAGCAGCAGCAGCUCUGGAGUUUCCUUUUCUUACUCACAUGUCUUUCUGUUCCUCUUCUUCUUGUGCCUGAUAGGCAGUCUGCUCGGGCACCCUCAGUGUCUGGAUUACGGGCCGCCUUUCCAGCCCCCUUUUCAGCUGGAGUUCUGUUCUGCCUAUGAAAAUUUUGGCUGCUGUGACCAGGAGAAAGAUAACAGCAUUGCAGCAAAAUACUGGGACAUCAUGGAUUAUAUCGAUCCUCGGGGGCAUAGACUGUGUGGAACGUAUAUCAAAGAUAUCCUGUGCCAGGAAUGUUCUCCAUACGCUGCACAUCUCUAUGAUGCAGAAAACCCUCGGACACCUCUAAGAAACCUCCCAGGACUUUGUUUUGACUACUGCUCUGAGUUUCACUUCAACUGCCGCUCUGCCAUCAGCCUGCUGACGACUGAUAAGCACAUCCAAGAAUGCUGCGAGACAAACAAGACACGCUUCUGCAACCUCCUUCACCUACACGAUGAGGACUACUGCUUCCCCAACGUGCUGAAGAACACAGCCCUCAACCGCAACCUGGGCUCGGUGGUGGAGGACCACAAAGGCUGCCUCCAGCUCUGUCUGACCGAGGUUGCCAAUGGCCUGAGGAACCCAGUGCUCAUGGUGCACGCGAAUGACGAUACUCACCGCAUGUUCAUCGCUGAGCAGGUGGGCGUCAUCUGGGUCUACCUACCUGAUGGCAGCCGGCUGGAGGAGCCCUUUCUGGAUAUUAAAAGGAUAGUGCUGGCUACGCCAUGGAUAGGGGAUGAGAGAGGCUUUCUGGGCAUGGCUUUCCACCCCAAGUACAAGUACAAUCGGAAGUUUUAUAUCUAUUACUCAUACAUGGAUAAGAACAGAGUGGAAAAGAUCAGGAUCAGUGAACUGAAGGUUUUGGCAUCUGAUGUCAACAAAGCUGAUCCACGCUCAGAAAGGAAUCUUUUGGAGCUUGAAGAACCAGCUGCAAACCAUAAUGGUGGGCAGCUGCUCUUUGGUGUGGAUGGCUAUAUGUAUCUGUUCACAGGGGAUGGAGGGAAAGCUGGAGACCCUUUUGGAAAAUUUGGGAAUGCUCAGAACAAGAGUGCUUUGUUGGGGAAAGUCUUGAGGAUUGAUGUGGAUGGAAAAAGCCCUGAUGGAAAGCCUUACCACAUCCCUCCUGAUAAUCCAUUUGUGUCUGAUCCCAAGGCCCGCCCUGAGGUUUAUGCUUAUGGGGUCAGGAAUAUGUGGCGCUGUGCGGUUGACAGAGGGGACCCUGUCACAAAAAAGGGAAGAGGGAGGAUAUUCUGCGGGGAUGUCGGACAGAACAGAUUUGAAGAAAUUGACAUCAUUGUUAAAGGAGGGAACUAUGGCUGGAGAGCAAAGGAGGGAUUUGAAUGCUACGACACAAAGCUUUGCCACAAUUCCUCUUUGGAUGACAUUCUUCCAAUAUUUGCAUAUGGCCGCAAUGUGGGGAAGUCAGUCACUGGAGGUUAUGUGUACAGAGGAUGUGAAUCGCCCAACUUGAAUGGCCUCUAUAUUUUUGGUGAUUUCAUGAAUGGUCGACUUAUGGCUUUACAGGAAGAUGAGGAGACAAAUAAGUGGAAGAAGCAAGAUAUCUGCAUUGGUAGCACAAAAGCUUGUGCUUUCCCUGGAAUGAUCACUUCUUAUAGCAAGUUCAUCAUCUCAUUUGCUGAGGAUGAAGCAGGUGAGCUAUAUUUCAUGUCUACUUCUUAUCCCAGUGCCUAUGCACCACAUGGAUCGCUCUACAAGUUUAUUGAUCCUGCAAGGAGAGCUCCACCAGGAAAGUGUAAAUAUAAGCCUGUUCCAGUGAAAACAAAGAGCAAACGGAUACCAUUUGUUCCACAUGCAAAGACUGUCCUUGAGCUGCUUAAUGAACCUUCAACAACCAAGCCUCUGAAAAAAUCUAGCCCCACUGUAGCUACCCCAAUGGUUUCUUCUAAGAAAACUAAAAAAACCCCAUCCACCAAAAUAAAAGCAUCAACAGUGAAACCAGCUCCAUCUGGUACAAAGAAACAGAAAAUCAAAGCUGAGGCUAAACCUCACAAGCCAAAGCAGGAAGAGAAGGUUGCACACGUUUCCAGAACUACACCAACACCCCCUUGGCCAAAAACGAAGAGCUCCCACCUAAUCAGAACCAAGAAGCUUCUUCCAAAGAAAACAGCACCAGCUAAGGAAAGACUGGGGAAGAGGAGGAAGGAGAAUAGAUUAAGAAGCAGCUUUUGA